Molecule: messenger RNA, 984 nt
Organism: Pleurotus ostreatus (oyster mushroom)
Lineage: Eukaryota; Fungi; Basidiomycota; Agaricomycetes; Agaricales; Pleurotaceae
Exons: 1
Coding region: 1-984 (327 amino acids)
Source: RefSeq, a predicted model, not a curated record
AUGUCCGAGGGGAAACCCAGUGAUGUCGCUUUCAUGUAUAAAGAACAUAUAAUACCAUCCAUUUCCCCACGCCCCCUCUUUCUACCCACCACGAUUGACCAUCUCAAAGACCCUCCAAGACGCGACGCCCCGCACGCAAACGCGACCCAAACCCCCAAAGUCCUUGUUAAAAUGGUCAUUCAAACACGGAGCGCCGCACGAAGAGCACAAGACAUCGGGUCUGCUAUACCUCAAAGAGAAGGCACUUUGGUGACGAUUGAACCGUCGGCCACCGGGCUCGGUGUGCACAAACGAUGGCAUUACCCUGACGCCGCCGCACCACGGAUACGCGACGAAUCGUUCUCGUCGUCUUCAUCCUCGUCGCUUUCGAGCCUCUCUUCCUCACGCGAUUGGGGCUCCACGCUGUCGUCUUUGUCUUCCAUGGAAUCCAUCGCCCCGCUAGAACUAGAUCAAUUGCGAGACGUACAACAAGAGAACCGCGCACCCAAGCACCCCUCGCACCCUACACCGCCAGAAACACCGCGCCCCAUCCCCGGCGCGCACAAACGCACUCCUCUCAGGCGCAGUCCUCUCAUCAGGUGGACAACCGACCAUGAUGGUACCACGCGCCGCCUCCUCGUGCCCAACGUCCCAUACUCGCAGGACGACGCGAGGGUGGCCAGGAUGAUGAAGGAGAAGGAAGAUGCGGCGACGAAGAAGAUGGACGAGGUGUUUGAGAAGCAGUAUGCGAUGAUGCUGAGGCAGCGGGAGAGGGCGGUGCUCAGCAUGACGCGCUCGGAUGAUGACAUGGACGAUGAGAGUGUGGAGAGCUUUGAGAGCUCGGACGGGUCGAUGGGUGGAAGUGCGAGACCCCUUGUGCGGGGCGAUACACAUCCAGCACUUGACGCCCCUUCGUUCGCGUCUGGGUCUGAUUACGACCCGUUUCUCGUCAAUGCAUAUGUACGAAACGGGAAUGAUACACACAUGGUUGACGGUUCGUCGUGA